Setaria italica (foxtail millet) is the source of this 3327-nucleotide messenger RNA. RefSeq names its product pentatricopeptide repeat-containing protein At1g13040, mitochondrial. Gene Ontology annotation, molecular function: protein binding. The transcript has 7 exons. Bases 224 to 2212 code for a protein of 662 amino acids. The record is from RefSeq and is a predicted model, not a curated record. NCBI's taxonomy places the organism in Eukaryota, Viridiplantae, Streptophyta, Magnoliopsida, Poales, Poaceae.
CUAAAAAUGGCCGUCAAUACCCCCCCAAAAUAUUAAACCUGCUGCUCCACAAGAAGUCUAGCAGCGGCGGCGGCGGCGGCGGCCGCUCCAAUCCGGCCUUUCUUUCCUAGCGGCGACGACAGGGCGAGCGGCCACCGCGAGGUCUUCGUCGGGGACUUUGCCGGCGAUGAGCAUCCGGCAGAUCUGAGGUUCCGCCCCUUCCGAGAGGGAUCUGUCAUCUGUUAUGUUCUUGGCCAAACGACCGCCUUGGUCGUCUCAGAUUAGCAGGCUCUGCGUCCUCCACGCCGUUUCCUGGAACCUUUGGUGGAGGGCGGUGCGUUACAGUGGCGGCGGCGACAAUGCCACUCCAGGGGCCUCUGUCCGGCUGUCGGAGCUUUUUUGGCCGGCGCGGGUGCACGCCAGUAGCGUUAUUGGGCAAGCUCUGGAACGGGGGAGGUGGUCGGAUUCUGUGGAGCUGGAGCUGGAGAGGCUUCAUGUCGACCUCGACCCCUUUGUUGUCAACCUGGUGCUCCGAGGUGUUUCAGACUCAGAGACGGCAGUUCGCUUUUACUGGUGGGCAGAGUCUAGGCCCGGAUUUGACCAUACGCAGUCCGCGAUAGCAUACAUUUUGAGCCUGCUGUUUAUAGAUGGGGACUUUUCUCUGCUGUCGGAGUUCCUCGAGAGAGUGAGGAGUCAGGGUGUGGCACUGCAUCGCUCUCUUUAUCGGAUCCUCUUGUCCAACUACGUCCGGGCAGGCAAGUUCGAUUCAGUCAUCCAGACAUUUGAUGACAUGGUUACGUCCGGUUGCCGUGAGUUCGGUGUGGACUACAACAGGUUCAUAGGCGUCCUGGUUAAGAAUUGCUGUUUUGAUUUGGUGGAGAAGUAUUACGACAUGGCACUUGACAAAGGUUUUUGCCUGACUCCAUUCACUUAUUCAAGAUGGAUAUCUGCACUGUGCCAAUCAAACCGUAUUGAGCUUGUAGAGGAGCUUCUGGCGGAUAUGGAUAGAUUUGGGUGCUUUCCAGACAUUUGGGCAUGUAAUAUAUAUGUUGACUAUUUGUGUAGACAAAAUAGGUUGCCUGAUGCCUUGAAGAUGCUGGAGAAGAUGGGGAUAAAAGGAACCGGUCCAGAUGUUGUCACAUACACAGCAGUUGUUGGUUGUUUAUGUGAUAACAAGCAGUUUGCAGAAGCAGUCGAGCUUUGGGAGGAAAUGGUGAGGAGGGGACUUAAACCUGAUACCAUUGCUUGUGGUGUAUUGAUAUUUGGGUUGUGCAAGAAUGAAAAGGUCGAUGAGGCUUUUGAGCUAGCAUUGAGGAUGCUGAGUCUGGAUUUAGAACUCAAUGUCUGUAUUUACAAUGCCCUGAUAAGUGGCUUCUGGAGAUCUGGAAGCAUUAGUAAAGCCUUCAAAAUCAUAUCCUUCAUGAGGAAAAACGGGUGUGAGCCAGAUGUUGUCACAUACAAUAUUGUUUUAAACCAUUACUGCGACGCAGGUAUGGUGAAGGACGCUGAAGACUUGAUGAAGAAGAUGGAAAUGAGUGGGGUAAAUCCUGACCGGUACAGCUAUAAUCAAAUGUUAAAAGGAUUAUGCAAAGCUCAUCAACUGGACAAGGCAUUUGCUUUUGUUGCUGAUCAUAUGGAAGUUGGUGGGUUCUGUGAUAUUGUAUCCUGUAACAUACUGAUUGAUGCAUUUUGCAAGGCAAGAAAGGUAAACUCUGCGUUGAAGCUAUUCAAAGAAAUGGGAUAUAAGGGAAUACAACCAGAUGCUGUGACAUAUGGAACUCUGAUUAAUGGUCUCUACGGUGUGGGAUACCACAAUUUAGCUGAAGAAACUUUUGAGCAAAUGUUGAAGGCCCAGAUUGUUCCUAAUGUUAAUCUGUACAAUAUUAUGCUCCAUAACCUGUGUAAAGCUGGUCAUUUUAAACAAGCUCAGAAAAUUUUCUCGCAGAUGAUUCAGAUGGAAGUCUCACCAGAUAUUAUUACUUUCAAUACUCUCAUAUAUUGGCUUGGGAAAAGCUCAAGGGCAAUUGAAGCCCUUGAUCUGUUCAGGGAUAUGAGAGCUAGAGGGAUAGAACCUGAUAGCUUGACGUUUAGGUAUUUGAUCAGUGGUCUCCUGGAGGAGGGGAAAGCUACACUAGCUUAUGAGGUAUGGGAAUAUAUGAUGGAUAAUGGCAUUAUUCUCGACAGGGAUGUUUCGGAUAGGCUGAUAAAUGUGCUUAAAUUGAAGAACAAGUAGGAGCUAAGCUUAUGCAGAACUUCAGCCUCUUGUGGAGAUCUUUCGCCUGGUGUAGGCUCUAUGAAGCUACCUAUCAUCAGAGGUUAAAGGCCUAAGCUUCUUUGGUUGCUUCUAAGCCCAUAGCUGUGCUGUUGAAUACAGCUUUGCUGAGCAACUUGUUUCAGUGUUGGACCACCAGACCCCCAAAGCAGACCACAAGAGAAACAGUGGCUAGGUGUGGUUUUCAGCAUCAGCAAGUGCAAUAUUGUUAUCAGGUUCUCAACUAUUUCAUGACAAAGUUUGCGUGGUGGCUUACUUUGGCAUAGAGAAGGCUCCUAGGACUAGGUCUUUUUAUGUUAUAAGCUGCAAUGAAGGAUCCUCAGGAUAUUCAGAGCACAUCAGAUUUGCAGGUACUAAUGGAGCGCAGAGUCUGCAACCAAAUCCAAGGGCCACUGGUGCUCCUACAGGAGAUUCUGGUUCCUGUCAGUAGCUAGUACAACUUAAAGGCAGAUCAUCUUGUUCAAUCAUUUAUUGCAGCACCAGUACAACUUAAUGAAAUAUCCAGCACAUCAAAGUGUUCCAUUGGCUCCAAUACAAAAUGCGAUUCAUCAUAUGCCAGCAUGGUUGUGGAUAUUGGUGUGACUAAAGCACCACAUGCUGGUGCUACUGGCAGUGCUAUGUCAUCUGAGAUGCCCUCAUCAGCGGCAUCGAGCAACCAUGUUCCUUUUACGCCAUCAGAGAUACCAGGGAAACACUUGGGAACUACACUGGUACCCCUUUCCUGCCUUGAGAUUCUGACAUCUUGCUUGAUUCCCCAGAUCAGGGUGACAUAGUGGAGUAUUUCGCUGAUGCCAUGAACGUAUCUCAAUCAGAUGAGGAGAAACCAUAGUGAAGCCGUUCAGGUUCAGGAAGGACUCCGCAUCUCUCUUGUAGUAGUGUCAGUUUGCUGUGAUGCCCGUACCGCAGCAAAUCUAACUUUGUAUCCUUCCCCACAAGUGGGGUAACAAACUCUGUAAUUGGCCUUUGCUACUAGAUAAUUUUGUAGUGGUUUAAAUCCCAUUUCUUUUGAAUAAACAGAUGAUUGGUGUAGCCUUUGCCAGAUGAAAAAAAGUUCAGUUGGUGACUGUCAAACCUUA